This is a messenger RNA of Choloepus didactylus (southern two-toed sloth), 979 nucleotides long. Its product is annotated as transmembrane protein 243-like. The transcript has 2 exons. Bases 123 to 479 code for a protein of 118 amino acids. The record is from RefSeq and is a predicted model, not a curated record. Lineage: Eukaryota; Metazoa; Chordata; Mammalia; Pilosa; Megalonychidae.
ACCUGGGUCAAAGGCUAUGAGUGCUCGGUAAAUAGGAGGAGUUAGGAGUCGUGGGCCAGAGACUACGGGAGGUGAUGCCGGCUGGGUUUUGAGUGGCUUGGGGAGAGUGAAGAAACCCAAAAAUGGAGGACUUUUCCACCAGGACCUAUGGCACCAGUGGCCUGGACAACAGACCUCUGUUCGGAGAGACGUCGGCCAAGGAUCGAAUCAUCAAUUUAGUUGUUGGAAGCUUAAUGUCUUUAUUGAUUCUAGUAACGCUGAUCAGUGCUUUUGUUUUCCCUCAACUACCUCCAAAACCAUUGAAUAUAUUUUUUGCUGUUUGCAUCUCUUUGAGUAGUAUUACUGCCUGCAUACUUAUCUACUGGUAUCGACAAGGAGACUUAGAACCGAAAUUUAGAAAUCUAAUUUACUAUAUCUUAUUUUCUAUCAUCAUGUUAUGUAUAUGUGCAAACUUGUACUUCCAUGAUGUGGGAAAGUGAGGCUGCCAAGGAGAAACACUUACCAGGACUCUUCAAAGCUAUAUAUUAGGACUGUGAAGAAGAGCUGGAAAAGGUAUGCUGGAGAAUCUCCUGCAGGAGUCUGACACAUGAUUUUCAUGUUAAUUGUAAAUCUAAAUUCCCUCUUGCAGGGGAGACCUAGCAUAGAUCACUAUGCUUUUGUCUUUAAGGAGCUGAUAUUGAUGUUGCACUUCAACAUUCCAACUCAACUCUUAAAGCUCAAACAGCACAAAUAAUUUUCACUUUUAAAAAUUAAAAAUUUUUUAUAAUAUAAUUGCAUGGCGAAGAAGCUAUGUAACAAACAAAAUCUUGCAUCCUAAGACAAAUAUUCUUUUAUUUCUGUUAAACUGAAUAUACAAUUAUUGUUCCCUAUACAACCAACUUUUACUUAUAACUACAACUUAAUUUCACAUUAACAAAACACAGUGAAAAGACAACUUUGAUUGUGAAGGUCUAAUUACAAGAAUAAAUAAAAUAAUUUA